GGGCUGGGGGAAGGGUCCGGUGGCUGGACCGAGACGGCUGAGGUCCGUUCAGAAUCUUAUUUUCAGCUCCUGCCUGAGCCAGUAGCAGCUGGGAAAGAAGGCGGGCUCUUUGAAGAGUGUUUGCCAGCCUCAAGAGGAAGAUGGACCUUGACGUGGUUAACAUGUUUGUGAUCGCGGGCGGCACCCUGGCCAUCCCAAUCCUGGCCUUCGUUGCCUCGUUUCUCCUGUGGCCUUCAGCACUGAUAAAAAUCUAUUAUUGGUACUGGCGGAGGACUUUGGGCAUGCAGGUCCGCUAUGCCCACCAUGAAGACUAUCAAUUCUGUUAUUCCUUCCGUGGCAGACCUGGGCACAAACCCACUAUCCUCAUGCUCCAUGGAUUCUCUGCACACAAGGAUAUGUGGCUCAGUGUGGUCAAGUUUCUUCCGAAGAACCUGCACUUGGUCUGCGUGGACAUGCCAGGACAUGAGGGGACCACUCGCUCUUCCCUGGAUGACUUGUCCAUAGAUGGGCAAGUCAAAAGGAUCCACCAGUUUGUAGAGUUGCUCAAGCUGAACAAAAAACCCUUCCAUCUGGUAGGCACCUCCAUGGGCGGUCAUGUGGCUGGGGUGUACGCUGCUUACUAUCCAUCAGAUAUCUGCAGCCUAUCCCUCGUGUGCCCUGCUGGCCUGCAGUACUCAACUGAUAAUCAGUUUGUACAACGGCUCAAAGAACUACAAGAGUCUGCUGCCAUUGAGAAGAUCCCUUUGAUCCCGUCCACCCCAGAAGAGAUGAGCGAAAUGCUUCAGCUCUGCUCCUAUGUCCGCUUCAAGGUGCCCCAGCAGAUUCUGCAGGGCCUUGUCGAUGUCCGCAUCCCUCAUAACGACUUCUACCGAAAGCUGUUUUUGGAAAUCGUCAGUGAGAAGUCAAGACACUCCCUCCAUCAGAACAUGGACAAGAUCAAGGUCCCGACACAGAUCAUCUGGGGAAAACAAGACCAGGUACUCGAUGUGUCUGGGGCAGACAUGUUGGCCAAGUCAAUCGCCAACUGCCAGGUGGAACUUCUGGAAAACUGUGGGCACUCUGUGGUGAUGGAGAGACCCAGGAAGACAGCCAAACUCAUCGUCGACUUUUUAGCUUCUGUGCAUAACACAGACAACAACAAGAAGCUGGACUGAGUCCCCAGCUGCAGCCUGCAUUCUGCAGACAGUAUCCGCUCCCAUCUCCAGAAUCUGAAACAGCCAUCACUUCUCAGGGAUCCUGCCCCAAAGGGGUUGGAGCACCAGCAUCCCUGAAGAAGCUAGGCUCCCAUCUCCCCAGUACCUACCGUUCUGUAGAGCUUCAGGGGCCCCAAGGACAUCUCCAAGAU
Molecule: messenger RNA, 1345 nt
Organism: Chrysochloris asiatica (Cape golden mole)
Lineage: Eukaryota; Metazoa; Chordata; Mammalia; Afrosoricida; Chrysochloridae
Gene: ABHD6
Product: abhydrolase domain containing 6
Exons: 10
Coding region: 141-1154 (337 amino acids)
Molecular function (GO): catalytic activity
Source: RefSeq, a predicted model, not a curated record